Messenger RNA from Exophiala dermatitidis NIH/UT8656, 1641 nucleotides. RefSeq lists its product as uncharacterized. NCBI's taxonomy places the organism in Eukaryota, Fungi, Ascomycota, Eurotiomycetes, Chaetothyriales, Herpotrichiellaceae. Bases 1 to 1641 code for a protein of 546 amino acids. The record is from RefSeq and is a predicted model, not a curated record. The transcript is spliced from 2 exons.
AUGGCAGGGGUGGCCUCUGCUGGGGUGACGACGACGGUCUCUCAUGGGCCAAAAUCACCAUACGACGUGAAUACCUUUUCCAACCAAAGUCGUCCCCCGGGUCUAAGGCAGCUGUCUCCCUCCUCGGCACGCACGCCGCUAUCUAGCCUGCCUCCCAAUCGAAAGGACAACGGUGUCCAUGGUCGACCGGCCCAUAACAGAGUGGGGGAAUUGGGUCAAAACCAAGGCAACUUAACCCGUAGUGGGAGUGAGGCGGACAGUCUGCUCGAUUUGUACGGAAACAACGCCAGUAGUGGCAAUGUCAGUCGACAGCCUAGCGAGAGCGACGUUCCGGAAAACAUGUAUCGACCGGAAGACGACGACCCUGAAGGCUGGAUCCACAGGGAUAAGUUGGCCAAGAUUGAGAGUGAGGAGCUACAAGCUGCCGGAAUCAAUUUGGCUAAAGCGAAGCGGAAUGUGAACAGUGGUGGAACACAAGACAUUCACCUUGGUCGACAAACCGAACCUCGCAGUGCGUCACAAUCCGGACGCCAUACUACAGAAGAAGAACGACCACGGCUGGAUGAAGGCGAGGAAGAUGAAGAUGACAGGACAAACUGGGAUUUGCGCACACCGGAAGAGAUUGCGGCCGACCAUGAAUCACCACGGAUAACACACACACCGAUGUUGAAGAAAUCUGGAUCAAAGAUACCAGUUCUAACAUCAAGUCCUCUACCGAUACCACAAGACAAAAUCGACCGAGAUACGCCCCUGGCGAGAAAGCGUACUAUUAGUAAUAGUAUGAGCCCUGAGGAGGGAAUACCCCUUUUAAGGCCACGAAAACGGAGGGGAAGUACAGGCAGCCACCCUGGGCAGACGGACACCGGGUCGCAUCAUGCAACGCCCGUAUCAAUCAACGGCUCAAGGCGCGCUUCCAAGACUGCCUCUGCGUCUCCCACCAAGACCAAACCGAAAACCGGUCAACCGUCGCCUCCAGGCACCUCGGCAGGAAGGAAGGUUUCUACUACAAGUAGGAAACCGUCCAGCAAUGUCAAGACCGGGCAAGGCGGUUCGCCUUCGGUAGGCCAGCGACCUGGAACCAGAUCUGGAGAGCUCGAUCGUCCGCGGACAGCGGUCAACAGACCAGAAGGUGAUCCUCCGUGGCUGGCAACGAUGUACAAGCCGGACCCUAGGUUACCUCCUGAGGAACAAAUCAUCCCAACACACGCUCGGCGACAGCAGCAAGCCCAGUGGGAACAACAAGGAGCCAUCCCAACGACCUACGAUCGGAACUUUUCACCGCUGGCCAUCCAUACCGGCAAUGGACUCAUUAAGGCUCCGUCACCUGUUUCGUCUCCGUCUCCUUCUCCUGAGAGGCAAGAAGUCACUUCUGGAGAAGGCCCCUGGCCAUUGAAGCCAGUGCCGAGUUAUGGCAACUCUGUCGGUGCAAGGCCUGGCACCAGUGGGAGUAACCGGAGUAACCAUGGCGGGUAUACCACAAUGCCAAAGGUGACGAGUCCAGCGAUUGUACAGAGCCCUAGGAUGGGCAACGUUUCCACCAUGCCGGCUCAACCAAGCAGAAGUCAAGUUCAACGUCAAGAACACAACGAUGCAGAGGAGAAGGUCAAGGAUAAGUCCUGUGGAUGCUGCAUUGUCAUGUGA